Molecule: messenger RNA, 918 nt
Organism: Wickerhamiella sorbophila
Lineage: Eukaryota; Fungi; Ascomycota; Dipodascomycetes; Dipodascales; Trichomonascaceae
Product: Altered inheritance rate of mitochondria protein 25
Exons: 1
Coding region: 1-918 (305 amino acids)
Biological process (GO): plasma membrane phospholipid scrambling
Cellular component (GO): plasma membrane
Molecular function (GO): phospholipid scramblase activity
Source: RefSeq, a predicted model, not a curated record
AUGCUUUUGCGGCCCAGGUUUCAGCCAUUGCGGCUUGGAUUGAGAUAUUAUACUCCGGUACGUUCCCGAGUACCCACACCGCCACGCCCACAACUGCGUAAGCGAGUAAAUCAGGCGGAUGUCGACAAUCAGCCGGUAAUCAGCGGCGCGAGCGCUGCUCGGCAGUUGGGCACGCCAGUGUCUCCGGUGCCCACCACCCCCAUUCCGCAGGCGCUGGCAAACCUGUUGUCCGAGCCGACUCUGGUGAUCGAGCGUCAGCUCGAAAUGAUGAAUGUUUUCCUGGGAUACGAGCAGGCAAACCGAUAUACGAUCUACAACCCAUCGGGGCAAGUGUUGGGAUACAUGGAGGAGGACGAUCUGAGCUUUUUCAAAAUGAUUAGCCGGCAGUUCUAUAGAUUACACCGGCCCUUUACGGUCAAUGUCUACGAUGCCAGCGGCCAGCACGCCAUGACGAUUCGUCGGCCGUUUUCGUUCAUCAAUUCGCACAUCCGCUGCCUACUUCCGGGCUACGAUGGCAACUCUACCGAGGGGCUGAUUGGCGAGAGCCGUCAAGAAUGGCAUUUAUGGAGACGCCGCUACAACCUGUACUUGUUCAAUCGCCAGCAGGCGGAAAUGGAGCAGUUCGGUAGGGUCGACGCCCCGUUUUUGUCGUUUGCCUUCCCAAUUCAGAGCCAGGAUGGAGGCAUUGUUGGUGCUGUUGACAGGAACUGGGUGGGGCUGGCAAGAGAGAUGUUUACAGACACUGGCGUUUAUGUUUUGAGAACAGACGCCGCCUCGUUGAACGAAGUUGGCUACCCAGGUUCGUCCAGCCCGCUCUCCCUGGAGCAAAGGGCUGUUUCGCUGGCGACCGCAGUGAGCAUUGAUUUUGACUACUUCUCGAGACACUCCAACAGGUCUAACGUUGCAUAUUACGAGUAA